Messenger RNA from Triticum turgidum subsp. durum (durum wheat), 585 nucleotides. Lineage: Eukaryota; Viridiplantae; Streptophyta; Magnoliopsida; Poales; Poaceae. The record is from the annotation of a GenBank genome assembly.
AUGUCGACGCUCAGCCUCACCGUGCUCCGGAGAGAGCCCGUGCUCGUCGGCCCAGCCUCGCCGACGACACCGUGCGAGAAGAAGCGCCUCUCCGACGUCGACAACCAAGACGAGCUGCGGUCGCACAUCCGCGGCAUCUUCUUCUACCGCGGCGGAGGGCUCGCGCGCGGCGACCCCGGGGACAUCAUCCGUCGAGCCUUGUCCGAGGCGCUGGUACACUACUACCCGCUCGCCGGACGGCUCCUGGAGGUGGAGAACCGGAAACUUGCCGUUGACUGCACCGGCGAAGGGGUGACGUUCAUCGAGGCAGACGCCGACGUGCGAAUGGCGGAUCUCGAGGCCGACGUGCCCGGGCUGAUGCCGCCAUUCCCGUGGAUUGAGGAGCUCUGCUUCGAGGUGGACGGCUCCAGCGCUGUGCUCAACUGCCCCUUGGUGAUCAUUCAGGUGACGCGGCUCCUGUGCGGCGGCUUCGCCGUGUGGCAUAGCUUCAACCACACCAUGUGCGACGCCGCGGGGUUCAUCCAGUUCCUGAACGCCGUCGCCGAGCUCGCUCGAGGCACCUGCCUGGUCUCGCGAGGUUCUUGA